Messenger RNA from Micropterus salmoides (largemouth bass), 2972 nucleotides. RefSeq names its product SH3 domain binding glutamate-rich protein like 3 (gene sh3bgrl3). NCBI's taxonomy places the organism in Eukaryota, Metazoa, Chordata, Actinopteri, Centrarchiformes, Centrarchidae. The record is from RefSeq and is a predicted model, not a curated record. The coding region runs from base 110 to 388 and encodes 92 amino acids. The transcript has 3 exons. Gene Ontology annotation, cellular component: cytoplasm.
AAUGUGGCCGAACUUCCUUAGCUUUUAAUCGAUAACGGUCCAGCUUGACGCGAGCGAGAGAAAGCUACUCGCAAGCAGAUACACAAAAGGAGUGGAAGGACCCGCAGCAAUGGGAAUCAAACUGUACUACACCACCGUUACUGCCUCGCGGACGGUGAAGUCUCAGCAGGCAGAAGUGAUACGGAUCCUUGAAAGUAAAAGCAUCCAAUACGAGCUCAUCGACAUCUCUGUGGGCGGGGAACUUCGUGACGAAAUGAGAAGCAAAGCAGGGAACCCCACUGCAGUUCCCCCCCAGCUUUUCAACGAGGACCAAUACUGCGGGAACUAUGAAAUGUUUUCUGAGGCGGUGGAAGCUGAUACGGUGGAUCAAUUUCUGAAACUGGUGUGAGGAGGGCGGAGUGUAAUUCUCCAUCUUAACCCCAGUCCCCCAGUCACCUACGCCCUACGCCCUGUGCCCUAAUGGAGAGCCUUUAUCCAGUCUCUCUCUACACCACUGGCAGUGUCCACUCACUUUCAAUGCCAUAAUGAAGAAUGCCAAAUAUCUUAUAUCCAACUAAUCAGAAGACACACAUUCCCCCUACUGCACCAUUAGACUCUAAAUCAGUCUUAAUCUGUUUGAUUUUUAUGUGUUUUUUUCCUGUUCUUUCCUUUUGGUUUCUUUUAGACCAUCUCCCUGUCUGACAGACUAGUGUUACUAAGUGCUCCUUGUCCACUAGGAAUCAAUGAGGUGUCUAAAUGUGCGGUAAUUAGGUCCACUAAUCUUGGCUGUGGCCACAUGAUCGCUGGAGAUUAAACUAAUCCACUGGAUGACUGCAUUCAACCCAGAAUCCUUCUGAUCCGCUGCAGACCAAAUGCACCAUCAUCACUCAGUCUUAACUACUUUUGUCGUCUUUUUCUGUAGCCUUCAAGUUCCCAUGUUGUACAUGACUGCACACUAUUUGUACUGCACAUGGAUGCAAAUGCACACCGAAGUAGCAAGGAUUAUUAUGUCCUUAAACCCAAUUAAUAAACAACUAUAGUGGCUAAAGGACGCCUUUUGUGGCGUGGACAGCCUUUUGUAAUAUUGGUCCAUUGGUCACCUUAUGCAAUGUAUGACAAGGUUUGGUUGUGAAAUGGGAACCCGUUCUAGCCCUCUGAUGUCCUGUGCUGACCUGACCUGCUUCUAAGGGCGAUAAUGCCACCAGAACCCAAAAAAGUGUAUUUGAUUGACAAAUAUUUAAAAUACAAAUUACUUCAGCUAGAUGCUAGUACUUGUCUGUGCAUUAACAUUAAAUGUGUACCCUGUGGCACUAAAGCUAUUUUUACAUUCAAUGUUUCUCAACAAAACGCAUUGUCCUUGAGCUCUACCAAACAUGUUGAGUGCAUGUCCUUCCCUUCCUUACAUUUGCAAUGACGAUUUUAAAAAUAACUUUUAAAUUGUGCAAUGUUUACAUCCAUGUUUGCUAGCUUUGCAGUCAUCUUCCUCUCUGUCUUUUUUGAAGGGCCCAUGUGUAAAAACGUUUCUCUAUAGCGCUACUAGUGGUUAGAAACUCCACAGGGUACCUUUAAGCUGAAUUGGGUGAAAUCUAUUGAUAUUCAAAAUAGCCACAUAAUUGCACACAAAGAAUAUUUAGUUUUGUCAACAGUAUAUUGUGUAUUUUUAUUAUGGAAACUAGGUUAACACCAAAAGGUCUCAGUAGACAUUGCCAUCAGCCUCAGUGUCUUGUUUUUUUUUUGAUUCUACCACUGGGGACACCCAAGAAAUUAGUCAGAAUUUAGAAAUUUUCAAAUUGUGUACAUUGGGGCUUUAAGUAUUCCUUGGUGACAAGGGCCAUAGCUACAAUUUAGUACAAAGAGGUCAUGCCCCAUGUAUUUUGUCCCCCGAUUAGGGACCUGUGGGGGGGAAUUAACAUGCUGGAAUUGAACGUUAUAGGCUGAUCCAGUGAUCUAUGUAUUUACAUUUUAUGUUUUAUUUGGGAACCAAACACUCUCAUUAGACAUAUUAUAAUGGUCACCAAUGGGUCAAACAUAUUAAGAAAGUUGGUAUAAUCAGUGGUAGAGCACUUCAGUAGUUAGCUGCUUAAUUUUAGCAUCCAGUCGAGCAGGAUAAACACAUUUCUUAAUUCACAUUUGGUGCCAAUAUAUAUCUGUAAUGCGCUUUUGCAGGUGGAUAUUCACUGUAGUAUUAGCACUUUCCUGCCAUCUUCUACAUUUACCAUAAUCUGUUCAACUUGAAAGCUUGGUUCUUGGCGCAGAUAGGUGCUCUGUAUUGUUGGCUAACAGGGUAGGAAGGGAGCAUUUAAUGUGGAUUGUAGAUGAUUAGACUGAAAAGAUGUGAAUCUUCUGGCUUUCAACCAUGUAGCUUUCCAUUCCUCUGUUUAUUUUACGUUACAGUUUCACUGAUUGUUCUGGGCAUGAAGAUGCAGUAAUGUGACUAUGCACUGAAACCCUGCCUCAUUCUGAACACAGACAAAAAGGUCAAAGCUGGUGUGUUUAGGCUGACCUGACUUCUUACUAGCCUUAGGGAACACUCAACACAUGGGGAAAAUGAAGGCUUCACUUCUUUGUGCUUUUAUGUAUGCGCACUCAUUCAAUUGAUUGAUCUCAGUUGAAAUGUAAUGUUCAUGGAUUGGGUCCCUUGUGAGGUUUUUAAAAUUGCAAGCAACAUGGUUUCCCUCUCUUCCUCAUAUAUGUCAAACCCCACUGUUUUCAAAAUUGUGUUUGGGAUCCCUAGUCAUGACGGCCUUCACACACGAUGUUUGUGCGCUGUUUUGUAAGUCGAUGGUUGUUAGAUGUUUGCCUAAUAUUGAUGUAUCUUCACUAUCAAUCAUGUUUUAGACAUUCCAUGUCUCUCUCUGAGAUCCUGCUUUGCUUUUGGACCAAUUCCCCUUGGCCAAAAAAAGAAGAAAACAGGGAAUCAAAUGCUGUGUGUCUUCCAAGAAGAUUGUGAAAAGUGAUUUAUGGGUUAAAAAAAUAAAAUGGAGUUGAAUCUA